AUGGCCUUUCAAAGGGGAGCAUUCAUACUUGCCAUAUACUCAGCGGUAGUGGCGAACGUGCUUUACGACUUCUUAACCCAUAGUGUACUACUACAUAGUGGGGGAUUAAAAGGAGGAGGGAGAAAAAUGACUCUGGAGAAACGUUCCACCGAUGGGAAAAGCACAAAUCGGGUUCGUAGCAUCAAUUUCCAUGAGGUGCGAAAGGGUGAUAAUGCCUCCACACAUGAUGUGGACAACUGUGAGACCACUCCUGAGGGUUGCCGCAACAGUAAGGUGAGAAACUUCGUGCAUCUAAUGAAAGGAAUUGGGGAGCUCAACAAGGUGAAGGAAGAAGACAGCGUGAUAAGUGAAGAAAAUGUCUACAACGAUCAACACCAUACAGUGGUUGUGUAUGACGGAGUGGAUGAGGAAAAGGAUUUAUAUAAUAAGUACAAAGAGGAGAGAGAAGAUGGUAUGUCUACAGUGGUCAUACAAGGAACGGAGUACCUAGGGGUGGGUUACGAUUUCAUUUUUGGAAACCCAAUUGGUGACCCCUUCUUGAAGGUAGAUCCUGGGUACCGAGAUUCUAUCAUUAAAUUGACUUACCCCAAAUCAGAUGUAGAUUAUCCGGACAGUUACGUGAAUAUAAACCCAAACGGGUCAUAUGUGCGAAAUGAAAUUUCGUGUAAUAGGUCAGAAAAUGAAAGCGAAAUAAGUACAAUGAGUGAGUACACAAAGGAGCUCUCCGUUGAUGCGUCUAUAGGGGCCUCCUACGGUUUUUUCGGUUCCUUCUCCGCAUCUACAGGGUAUACGAGUGUGUCUAAUACGAUAUCGAAGAAGAAAUUUCGGCUGUUCAUGUUGAAAAGCUACUGCUUUAAGUACAUGGCGUCUUUGUCUCAGUACUCGCAGUGGAAGCUGAGCGAUCAGUUCGUAAGGGCAAUUUCGUUACUACCAUCCUACUUCAAUUCGCUGCAGCAUGACGGGACUUACUGCACUGUGGAAGAGUUCCGAGAUAAUCGAAAAACGGAAAAGUGUGGCCACAGCGUAGAGUCCUGGAUGUACUUUUUUAAAAAUUUCGGAACCCACGUUUCGACCCUCAUCCAUUUGGGGGGGAAAAUAACACAGCAAGUGAAAAUAUCAAAAAAUGAAUACAAAGCGUUGAGUGAAAAUGGGCUAUCGGUAUCUGUGAGUGGAUCAGUUGGCUUCGGCUUAUUCAAGGCUAAGGCCUCAGCAAGUACUAAUUCGAACGAGGCAAGUAAUGAAGAGAGCACUAACUCAAGUGCAGAAAAAGAAACCGUUAUCAUAGGGGGGACCACGAUAUAUGACCCAAAUGAUCCCAAAAAUUUUGAAAAAUGGGCAAACAGUAUAAAAGAAAAUCCAAUGCCCAUAAAGGGAGAGUACGAGCCUUUGUCUAGAAUUCUACCCAAUAGGUUAACCAAGGUGUACGAGGAAGCAAUACAGUUUUACAUCUCUGUGAAUGUCCCCUUAAAUCUGGGGCAGAUAACAAAUGACGAGAUGAAGCUCUACAACGUGAAGGAACAACUGAUGAAAUCUACCAAGGUGUAUGGAAGUGGAACUGGGUUAGUAGUCCUCGAAUGUGAAGAGAAAAAAAAUUUUAUCCUAGGCUUUUCCCUAUCAGUGCCUAACGACUUAACUGUGUUGAAGGAUUUUUAUAUGAACACGUGUGAUGAGGAUUCAGACAAAUGCUACUCCAAGAUGAGCGACAAUGCCUAUAGCUACCUCUUCGCCAUGUGCAAUGAUGAAAUGAUUCCUUUCCUUGAGCAGAAGGUCAAAUCAGGCACUGGCUUACUAUCCCUGGAGUGCUCCGAAAAAAAUCAAGUAAUUUUAUUUGGCUUUGGAAUAAGUGUACUAAAUUCGAAUGACCCUAUAUCGAUUGCUAUAUACCCCUGCAAGUAUGGGAAGCCAACUUGCUCCAUGCAAGGGCCAACGGAUCAGUCGGCUGUCGGCCUGUGGGUAGUGUGUGGCCACGAGGAGUCCCAAAAUUCUAAAUUUUCUAUCAACGUGCGCAAAAUGGUGCAGGAAAACGUAUCCGGGAAGAAGAAGAAACAUAUAGAUAUAUGCCCUGAACAGGUUUUAUUCAAUCUCAUUUUUGAGUUUACGCGGACUCCCCUGAAUAAGCGCAAGGGGUCGUGCUUCACUGUGAACGACGUGUGCCCCAAGGACUUUCACGUUUGCUCGGAUAAGAAGCACAUGAAGGGGUUUAACUACUACUCGGUGUCUGUGUAUUAG
Plasmodium cynomolgi strain B is the source of this 2229-nucleotide messenger RNA. Its product is annotated as MAC/Perforin domain containing protein. The record is from RefSeq and is a predicted model, not a curated record. Gene Ontology annotation, cellular component: membrane. The transcript is spliced from 2 exons. Lineage: Eukaryota; Apicomplexa; Aconoidasida; Haemosporida; Plasmodiidae. Bases 1 to 2229 code for a protein of 742 amino acids. Gene Ontology annotation, molecular function: wide pore channel activity.